This is a messenger RNA of Penicilliopsis zonata CBS 506.65, 1440 nucleotides long. RefSeq lists its product as hypothetical. The transcript has 2 exons. Bases 1 to 1440 code for a protein of 479 amino acids. The record is from RefSeq and is a predicted model, not a curated record. NCBI's taxonomy places the organism in Eukaryota, Fungi, Ascomycota, Eurotiomycetes, Eurotiales, Aspergillaceae.
AUGUCGACCGCUGUUGCGCCUGCCACUGCAGCGCCGUUGGCUUCUCCGCAUAUGAAUCGCGACCACAGCCCCAAAAACUGCCCAACAUUGGUCCCGUCGUCGACGUCCACCCCGACAAGGAUGUCUACUGCCUCCCAGGAUGGAUCGGCAACACGACGCUCGCCUACCGACAGGAAGCGCUCCCCAAUAACGCAGAGCGGAAAUGGUCCUUCCAAGGUCGUCGUCAAAAAAGAACCUCCCUCCCCUCCCGGCAUGCAGUCUCGUCCACGACCCCGCAAACUCGACCUGUCGAUCACAUCGGACCGGCUGUCCGCGCGGGCCCCUGGCGGGCCCAUGACGGCCCGCGAGGGAGUACGGAUGCAAGACGUCGGGCUGGCCUGUCUAUCGCCGGGUUUCCAGACCCAUGAUCCGGUCAUGCGAGAACAGCUGCAGCGCAGCCUCAGCGUCCGGGACCAACAACGCUCCAUUAUCGAGGCCCGACUACACAAAACUCCCAAGGACGACGGCUCGGGGGAAGUCGGCAAGCCGUCCGACUCGUCUCUCUUCACGCCCGCCCGGUCAGGCUCUAAACGACGUCCCCCGCCGGGCCUGUCCAUCGUGCCUCCGUCCGCGUCGCAUUUUGCCAACGAACGAGUCAUCCAGUCGGCACCGCUCAACCAGACAUUCACAGGCCGCCACGACCCGCCGCCCAUGACCCGCCAUCUGGUCAACAACACACCGCAUCUAGGUUCCUCAUCGCAUAUCCACCAUCUCCCCGCCACUCAAACCAACAACCGCUUGCCCCCGCUGUCCGACGUCUUUGGCUCGGAUGCGCUGGGUGCGCGGGAUCGUGACAGCCGCCCAGGCUACUACCAAGGCGGCACCGCCUCCGGUUCUAGCUCAUCUCAAUCUAACAACCUUCCCCCGGUCCCUUCGCCCGGUCUGCCCCCCAGCACUAUCUUGUCUCGCCCGCGUGAAUAUCGCUCCGCUGAGGAAGCCGUGCACGAACUGUCCGGUGGACGUGAGGACCUGCUACCGCGCAUCGUACAUUAUGGAGGGCACCAACCACCCACUCCGCCAUCUCCGCAUCUUCUCGGUGGCGGGACCGUCCAUAAGACUUCUACUGCUAGUGGUGGGGGCAGUUAUCCGAGCGCCGACGCCACCACCUCCGCCGCGGCCGCCAGCCUUGGUGGCCCACCAUCUUCAUAUCUACACCCCGCCGAUGGCACCGCCCGCCGCCGGCCAAGGAGCGAGUAUGAACAGGACAAUGGCAGCCCGCCAUUAGGCUACGGGCCGGAAACACAGCACCGGUCGAACCCUGCGCUGGCCUCAUCCUCCGGCGCCAGCAGUGCCGGCUAUGGCCCAUUUGGGGCCGGGCGUGACUCGCCCGAGACUCAACGACGAAAGAAGGAAGAAUUUCUAAGUCUCUGCGCAAGAGCUUGGGAUUUAUUCCAUUCGUGA